AUGGCGACUUGGACAUUUGAUCAAUUCAUCGAUUUGUUGCAAUACGAAACUAAAACACAAGUAAGAAACCCAUAGUGCAAUAUGUAUAAUACCUAAUACCAAAAAAAUAUUUUUUGUGAGAAGUUUUUGGACAGUAAGCCAUAAUUUAUUGUUUCAAAUAAAAUGUUUGAAAAUUUCUCAUUAAAGUAAUCUAUUAAUAACUACAUUUGAAUAAUUAAAGACACGUAGAAAACAAGAAAUGUAUGUUCGAAAUCGUAGAAAUUUGAACACGCGCCUUUUUUCAAAGUUGUGUGUUGUUCGUUUGAAAAAAGAAAUAAAUAAAUAAAAAGUGGUGGUACGGUAUGCUAAGAAUGCACACAUGUGCGGCAAAUCACGAACAUUUGUGCAAACACCAAAUUUUGCGUCGGCUGAGCGAUUUCAAAAAAGGCAAUUUCUUUUUUUGACUUUCGUUAAACUCAAUAUUUUUCAAUUUUAUUUAUGUACUUCCACUAUUUGAAGGAUGAUAAAAAACAUGCAAAUAAUGAUUUUUGAACGAUUUCUAGUUUUCUACGUGUCUUUAAAAUUAUAUAAUUACAUUUUUUGAAGACAAUUUUGAAUAUAUUCUUUUUUCACUUCCUAAGGUUUCAAGUGCUGCGAAAAAACAGAAAAUGAGCCAAAUUUUUCGAAAAUGCCUCAAUUCACAAGUUUUUCAGACAUUUUCAUGAAAAUUCAUUUUGACGAGGCGAAGUGGCCACCACAUGGUAGCCAUGUGGCCGUGAUCUAGCCAGAGCCUGGCCACCUUGCCAGCGAAAAAAAACCGGGCGACAUGGUUUCCAUGUGGUUUCCAGGUCAGCCAGCCUCCCCACCUGGUGGCGAGCUGGCCAGCGAAUCUCCGAGUAAAUGUAGAUCAAAAUAUAGUUGACGAAUUUCAGAUAAGAUCUCCAAAACAUCUUCAAAAUGAUGAGGAAAAACUCAUAUUCAAAGGAAAUAUGCUUAUUAGAAGAAGCGAAACAUUUACAGAUAUAAAAAUAAUUCAUUUUCUGAAAAGGUAUUGCGAAAUGGAAAUUCAUGGAACUGCUGAAGAAAUGUUGGAAUAUUUUAAAAGGAUUGAUAGAAUUGAACAGAACGAAUUCAGGUGUGUCAAAACAAUUCACAAAAUUAGAACUCAACUUUCUGAUAUGACUUGGGAAAGUUUCAGAUUUGCAUAGAAAUCAUUCUUGUAGUUCGUUGUCCCGUCAUAAUGUCCCGAUUUUCGAAAAUUUUCCAGCUGCAAGGAGCAGAUCAAUUUUUCCAGAGAUCCUUCUUCAUUUCCGAAAUACACGGAUGUUUCUGGUGAUAUUAUUUGUGUUUCGAAUUCUGAUGCUAUCAGAUAUAUACGUUCGUCAUGGGGGAAAAAAAUCAGAGAAUUUAUGAAUUUUGAAAAGAAAAAUGAUGAAGAACGUGUUAUUCAAUAUAUCUGGCACAUAAUGGGUUUAAGCGAAUUACCUAACAAUAAACAACAUAAAAUGAUAACUGAUGAUUCGUGGAAACAUAUAUAUGAAAAGUUAUGCGAUGUGUGCAAUAUUGAGAAAUUGGGAUAUGUCGAAGAAGACGCGGAAAAUCAAGAGAAUGAGGCAGUCGAAAAGUGGUUAGAUGAGUUCAAAAAACAGAAAAGCGAUUGGUAUGCUUAUUUGGCUAGUAUUAUCGAAAGCCGGAACGGUUUGAAAAAAACCUAUGAUGUAGUUACAAAUUUUCGCAAUGCUGUUAAAUCAUUACAAGAUGAAUUGAAGUUUCUUGUUGAACCCAUACAACAGGUUUGAAUGUUCUUCUAAUUUUGUUUCGAAAGUUUUGAAUUCAGGUUUCACCUAAUUACAAACCUGUAGUUCGUCGAUUCAAAGGAGCGAAUUAUGAAUUUUAUCUAGCUAAAGAAGUUAGUAAUGCAUUUCCAGAUGAGAAUGUUAUCGUGGAAAAUGGAAACGAGCUGCUAUACAGACGAGUUUUCAUCGUAGAUUCUCAAACAUUUGAUGGAACUAUAGCAAAAUAUGGUGCCGACAGUGUUAUAAUAGUCGAGAUUCCAAUUGAAACAAAUUCUCGAAACAACACUUAUCCAAUUUGUAGUUCCUAUGGAUCACUUUGUCGUCCAGUUUGGGAAGAAAUCGAAGAGAAGUUAUAUGAUAUUAUAGUUUAUCGGAAACAUUUUAUGACUUCUGAUAAAAACGUGUUAAAAACUUAUGAUUUAAUUGAACAGAGUGAAUUCAGUGAUUUUAUCGAGUAUCCUAGGAUGUAUUUGGUGAGUGGUAGAGUCUUUUAGAUAUUUACUAAAAGAGCUGUUAAAAUAAGAACAUUUUUGGAGUUUCAUCAAAAUUACAAUUUUGACACUGAUAAAUUUAGCGUACAAAUGUGGUUUCCGAUACAUACAGGAGAAGUUAUGAAAUAAAGCUUGUUGAAACUGCAAACAAGUCAGCAAUACAUAUUCCAUACCAAAGAGUGUAUCCCAAACUCCAAGUGAUUGAAAUAAUCAAGAAAUUAGUAGAAAAUCAUUAUAUUGAAGAUAAAGAAAUCAAAGGGAUUAUCGAUAAAGUAUUCGAAGUUAUGCCAUAUGAAUUUCUUAAUUAUAAACAAAUGCAUGAUUUAUAUUAUCAAGUUAUAUUGAGAAAUAUUAUUAAAUUGUGUCCGAAAAUCGCGAAAUUGAGAGAAAAUCAAGGAAAAUAUAAGAAGAAUCGGGAAUCGGAUUUGAUUUAUAAUGUUGUGGAGAAUUUCUAUGCUUCGAAGAACAAAAAAAAUUUUGAUUGUGAAACAAAGAAGAUGGAAGAUUUACAGAAUGAGAUCACAGUAAUGAAAAGGUUAGUUUAUAAGUACUGAGAAGUCUUCACAAUCUAAUUUUUCAGACGUGAGCAAAAAUAUCACGAAGAAGUCGGCAGAUUGAAGGAGCAAUUAGAAAAGUAAGCUAGAAUUUCGGUGAUUUUAUUCUGAACAUUUUAUUGAUCUGCAGGUCUGAGACUAAUCAACUAGACGAAAUCAGGAAACUCAAAGUACAAUUUGAAAAGUGAGAACAUUUUUCUAGUUUUGAAACCCAAGAAACUUUUCUUUUCAGACGCGAAGCAAAUCAUCUCGAAGAAAAUCGAAAACUCAGAGAAAAUCAAGAGAAAUAUGAAAAGUAAGAAUUCCCAGAUUUUUACUUCUCAACGUUUCUCAAAUUAUUUUUCAGACAACAACAAGAUCUAAUGCGUGCAUUUUCUGAGCUGAAAAAUCGUUUGCAGAAAAAUCAGAAUGAUUUGAUUGAUAGUAUUAGUUCAAAUCUGAACAAUUUAUCAGUAACUUAUCCAAAUUCGAGAGAAAUUCAAAAAGCCAAGAGAGAUCUCGAGAAAUUUGAAGAAAAUUUCAAUGUUUUUGAAUAA
Molecule: messenger RNA, 3356 nt
Organism: Caenorhabditis angaria
Lineage: Eukaryota; Metazoa; Nematoda; Chromadorea; Rhabditida; Rhabditidae
Source: the annotation of a GenBank genome assembly